CUUCCAGAGGAUGUGUCGGCGUGCUGUGCACCUGCUUCCAGCCUCGUAUUUUUACACUCAGGGGUUUCAAUAACCCAUAUUUUUAAAUAAAUCGUUAACAAAUAUCCAAUCCGACUAUCUUUCUGCAGGAGAGACGCCAUUGAUGCACAGAAACAACAACAGAGGAUGUGUUGAUUUUUCUCCUCUAGCAGUGAGACAGCAUCUUUACCGGUGACACAUCAUCAGCCCUACAAGUGGAUCAGGCGUCCAGGACAGCAUGUCAGACAAAAGUGACCUAAAGGCAGAGCUGGAGCGCAAGAAGCAGCGCCUCGCCCAGAUCAGGGAGGAGAAGAAACGAAAGGAGGAGGAGAGGAAGAAGAAGGAGUCAGACAGCCAGCAGAAAACUGAAGUGACCCCAGAGGAUUCGGACUUGGACCGCAAGCGUAGGGAGACUGAGGCGCUGCUACAGAGUAUUGGCAUCUCCCCAGAACCUCCACUAGUCCCGACACCGGUGUCCCCGUCCAAAUCAGUGAGCACGCCCAGUGAGGCGGGGAGCCAGGACUCAGCCGAGGGAGGGGCGGCAGGCAGGACACUGCAAUGGGACACAGACCCCUCUGUGCUGCAGCUGCAGGCUGAUUCUGAGCUUGGGCGCAAGAUGCUGAGGCUUGGAGCCUCUAAGAUCACACAGGUAGACUUCCUUCCCAAAGAGGUGGUCUCUUACUGCAAGGAGACACAAACACCAGUCAACACCCUGCUUUCUGAAGUAGAGGAAGAAGAGGAGGAUGAAGAGAUGUUGGAGGCAAAGCCUGGCCCAGAGAAUGAGUUGCGGGAUGAUGAUGAUAACAAGGAGACCAAAGAUGGUUGUUUUCCUUUCCUGCGAGAGCUGACGGAAGAGGAGCGACAACAGAUCCUGCACUCCUCUGAGUUUCAAAGCUUUUUCGACUGUAGCAUUCGGGUGAUGGAGAGAGCGCUCGCAGAGGACGGUGACAUUUUCUUUGACUACAGCGGCCGUGACCUGGAAGACAAAGAAGGGGACUUGGGAAGCGGCUCCAGUUUAUACCUGAGCAGACUCUUUUAUGAUGAGCACUGGUCAAAACAUCGUGUUAUUACGUGUCUCGACUGGUCCCCUCAGUAUCCUGAAUUACUGGUUGCAUCCUACAAUAACAAUGAAGAUGCACCCCAUGAACCAGAUGGUGUCGCCCUGGUGUGGAACAUCAAGUUCAAGAAGGCUACACCAGAGUACAUCUUUCACUGUCAGUCUCCGGUGGUAUCUGUUGGUUUUGCCAAGUUUCAUCCCAACUUGGUGGUUGGAGGGACUUACUCAGGGCAGAUCGUUCUGUGGGACAACCGCAGUCACCGACGGACCCCUGUCCAGAGGACACCUCUAUCUGCUGCAGCACACACUCACCCCGUCUACUGUGUGAACGUGGUCGGCACCCAGAACGCCAACAACCUGAUCAGCGUGUCGACAGAUGGGAGGUUGUGUUCGUGGAGUCUGGAUAUGCUUUCUCAGCCUCAGGAGACCAUGGAGCUUGUGUACAAUAAAUCUAAGCCUGUUGCUGUGACUGGUAUGGCUUUCCCCACGGGAGAUGUCAACAACUAUGUGGUGGGGAGCGAAGAGGGCACCGUGUACACUGCAUCCAGACAUGGAAGUAAAGCGGGAAUCUGUGAAAUGUUCGAGGGCCACCAGGGGCCGGUGACUGGCAUCAGCUGUCACAGCGCAGUGGGGACAGUGGACUUCUCCCACCUGUUUAUUACAUCUUCCUUCGACUGGACGGUCAAGCUCUGGAGCACCAAGCACAACAAGCCUCUGUACUCUUUUGAGGACAACGCCGACUAUGUUUAUGACGUCAUGUGGUCACCUGUGCAUCCCGCCAUGUUUGCUGCUGUGGACGGCAUGGGUCGCCUGGACCUAUGGAACCUCAACAACGACACUGAGGUUCCAACUGCCAGCGUGACUAUUGAGGGAGCCUCUGCUCUGAACCGGGUCCGUUGGUCGUCAGGAGGGAAGGAGGUGGCCGUGGGCGACUCAGAGGGUAGAGUUUGGAUCUACGAUACGGGAGAGCUCUCCGUGGUCCACCCUGAAGACUGGACACACUUUGCCCGGACGCUGGCAGAGAUCCGCGCUAACCGAGCCGAUGGUGAGGAGGAGGGCCCUAUGGAGCUGGCUUCAUAGAAAAGGACUCCAAAACCAGAAGUGACUGGAGAGCAGAGAGCUGGUGGAAUUCAGUCGGCAUCCCUGUAGCAUGUGAUCUUCAUUCAGUUUUUCUUUUCUCCUCUUUCAUGCACAUCUUCAUGUGUGCUCAGAGCAAAGCGGAGCUUUUAUUUAAAACUCUUUUUAAGUGACCUCUAUUUCUCUGUCAUUAUUGACUGAUUUAUUUAUUGACUUCAGGUGGUGUGUUGCUUGCAUCUUGUGAGCCUACAGUAUAGAGAGGCAGUAUUAUAGCCUUAUGAAAAUAUGUGUACUGCAACAAAGCUUUGCACAGCUUUAACAAUAAAGCCAGACUAUAAAGUUUUGUCAUGUACUGUUUACAAAUAUAACUAUCAAAUUUACAUUCAGCUUUUUUCCCCCUUGAUUUAAAUCUGCAUGAUAAACAUGUCUAAUGUUCUUUAUUUCAGUCAGCUGUGAUAAACUGUGACAAGAGUUUUACUGUAACUCAGAGCAAUCGCUGUGAAACCUGCUAUGUUUGCUAAUAAAGCAUAACUAACAAACCUCUGCUUUGCUUUUUAUUAGCAGCUGUCAUGAUUCUGUGUCAUGAUUCUGCACUUGUUGGUUCCG
Molecule: messenger RNA, 2758 nt
Organism: Cyprinodon variegatus (sheepshead minnow)
Lineage: Eukaryota; Metazoa; Chordata; Actinopteri; Cyprinodontiformes; Cyprinodontidae
Gene: dync1i1a
Product: dynein, cytoplasmic 1, intermediate chain 1
Exons: 17
Coding region: 257-2155 (632 amino acids)
Biological process (GO): transport along microtubule
Cellular component (GO): cytoplasmic dynein complex
Molecular function (GO): dynein heavy chain binding; dynein light chain binding
Source: RefSeq, a predicted model, not a curated record